AUGAAGCUUUUGAAACCUAUUUGGGUCAAUCAUGAUGACAAACCAAUAUUUUCUGUGGAUAUUCAUCCAGCGGGGAAGCGAUUUGCCACAGGGGGUCAGGGUCUUGAUUCAGGCCGGGUUGUCGUGUGGAACUUGAAUUCAGUGUUGUUUGAAGAAGUAGAAGUGGAUCCUAAUGUUCCUAAAAUGCUUUGUCAAAUGGAUAAUCAUUUAGCCUGUGUUAACUGUGUACGAUGGAGUAAUGGUGGUAGAUACUUAGCAUCAGGUGGAGAUGAUAGACUUAUCAUGGUAUGGGGACUCAGUGUUGCUGUAGGAGCUGGAAAGCAUAAAGCAGAGACUUGGAGAUGUUUAGCAACAUUGAGAGGACAUGCAGGUGAUAUAUUAGAUCUGGCAUGGUCACCAUUAGACAAAUGGCUUGCUAGUUGCAGUGUUGAUAACACUAUAAUCAUAUGGAAUGCUGAAAAAUUUCCAGAAAUGGUCUGUGUUCUAACUGGUCACACUGGACUUGUGAAAGGAGUUGCCUGGGACCCUGUGGGAAAAUAUUUGGCAUCACAGUCAGAUGACAAAUCGCUGCGUGUUUGGAAAACAGUUGAUUGGUCUCAAGAAACUGUAAUUACUGAACCAUUUGAUGAGUGUGGAGGUACAACCCAUGUGCUUAGACUAUCAUGGUCACCAGAUGGUCAGUAUGUGUUAUCAGCACACGCUAUGAAUGGAGGUGGACCGACUGCUCAAGUGGUUGAGAGAGAGGGCUGGCGAUGUGAUAAGGACUUUGUUGGACACCGGAAAGCUGUUACAUGUGCUCGUUUCAACAGCAAUAUAUUCGUGAAAGAGGGCAAGAAGUGUUGUUGUGCGGCGGUGGGGUCACGUGAUAGGGCUUUGUCAAUUUGGCUCACGUCUCUAAAGCGGCCAUUGGUUGUUGUUCACGAUCUAUUCACGGACAGUGUGCUUGAUCUUUCCUGGAGUUCUGAUGGUUUAAAUUUGCUGGCGUGCAGUUCCGAUGGUACUGUCGCGUGCAUACAGUUUACAAAUAAGGAAAUUGGUACCCCACUAACACUUGAAGAAAAGAAUUCCCUAUAUGAGAAAAUUUACGGAAAAUGCCCAGCAAAUGAGUCUGGGGUGACCUGUCUUCCAAUCUUUUGGUUGAGUGUCCAGAAAUUCUACUCGCUCGGGAGAAGCAAGAGGCCAAAAAGGAAACCCCUAAAGAGGAAACUACUCCUAAGAAUGAUAAAUCACAGCGGGCCGUUCAAGCAGAUUAACUGCAAUUUAUCCCCCUCACCUCUUCCUCUUGUCAGCAAACAAAAACCAAUAUACACACCUUCCCCGAUGUCCACCCAAUCGAGUCCGGCGCCUCUACGUCCAAUGGACCGGCAGAUAGAGACGCGCACAUCGGAUGGCAAACGACGCAUCACACCUGUCUUCAUCCCGCUCACACACGCGGACGCCAAUGAGUCACUUGGUUCAAUACCUGGUGGAAAUGAAAACUGCUUCAGUACAUCGUCGCAAAGCAAGUCACGCAUCAUAGUAGAGAGGAGAGAUGACAUCAUCAUACAUCCAAAUGUCAGUAACCACGCACUCAGCAGAAGUAAUGAUAACGCAUUAGACCAACGUCUCCGAAAGCGUACAACAUCGACCCUCCCAGGACCCAAAGCUGAAGAUCUCCAAGCCAAGAGAUCGUGCACGUCUCCAACGGAGCAGGUUUCGUCCCGCGGGGUAUACUUGGGACCGUCCCUGCCCGUCCCAGCUUUGGGGACGGCUGGGCCAAUUGUGAGAGCCGCUGGGUUGUUGAGAUUACAAGUGGUGAAUAAAGCAUACAACACUCCAUAUGGCAAAUUGUCUCGGCUUGAGUUGAUACCAAACAAUACUGCAUCAAACGAUCCAGUUUGGGAUGCUUGUUUAGGCUCACCCGUAUCGUGUAUAUCGUGCGACGCCCGUUGGUUGUGCGUAUCUUGUACGGAUGGAUCGUUACACGUGUGGAGAAACGCCAAACCGAAGCCCUACAGGGCUUUGCCCCCACUCGCUUUACCAUCUCCGGCGCACAAAUUGUCCUUAAACGGGGACACCCUAUCAGUGGUGACGUCAUCAGCGGAAUUGACCAUGUGGGACCUUAACAAUGCAACCUGUUCCCUUCGGUCGCUGUCUUUCAGGAAUUUACUUUCAAAUAAUGCUACCGUCACAAAUUGUACGUUGGUGGACGGAAACCCCAUGAUAUCAUUGAAUACUGGCAAAAGUUAUAUUUACUGCAAGAAAUUGUGGGCUUGGGUAUUAUGGACAGAUGGGGGUGAUCCGGUGAGACGUGCGGGAGGUGGAGCCGGAAGUAGCAGAAGACCACGAGUUUCCUCUCAAUUGCAACAUUCUGCAACACAGGGUAAAUACAACGCGUGCGCUGCUCGUAGCUGGUUAGAGUCACAGGUGUCUGUGUGUUUGCACCUUCGUUUGGCGAGGGACUAUCGCCACUGGAUCAACGCACUGUUUACGCAUCUAAUAGCUCAUGGCACUGAAGAUCAACUUAGAACCAUUUUAGAUGAUCUUUUGGGACCUAGUCAUUGUAUUUCGCAGCCUUCCAAGUGGGAUUCUAAUAUAUUGGGAAUCAAAAAGCAUGAGUUAUUAGAAGAAUUAUUAGCACUUCUCGUGAGGCAACUGCGCUGGCAGAGGCUGUACACGGAAUACGCGGAUCAGUUGAACGAACUGAAACAAAAAACACCUUUACUCAAUGGACACACGUAA
This is a messenger RNA of Pieris macdunnoughi, 2721 nucleotides long. Lineage: Eukaryota; Metazoa; Arthropoda; Insecta; Lepidoptera; Pieridae. The record is from the annotation of a GenBank genome assembly.